AUGUCUUCUCCGGCGGUGGCCAGGAGUGCCCCAGGAGGGAGCCGGGAGAUGGCCCCCAGGAGGUGGGCAGUGGGCGGCGGCAGCGGCGACCGGCCGGAGCGCCAGGAGCUGCUGCUGCGCCGUGGCGAGCUGCUGGCGCUGGGCGGCCACCUGAAGGGAGCGCUGGAGGCGUACUCGGCGGCGCUGCGCCGCGGGGCCCCCGGCAGGCCCGAGCGCCUCGGCACCCUGGUGGACUGCCUAGUGCUCAACUACCGGCUCCGCCACGGGCUGCGCUGCAGCGCGGCCCCGGAUGCCGACGCCGGCGCCGCCGGGCUCCUGAGCUGCCUGGGCUGCCGGGGCUUCCUGAGCGAGCCGGUGACCGUGCCCUGUGGCCACAGCUACUGCCGCCGCUGCCUGCGGAGAGAGCUCCGCGCCCACUGCCGCCUCUGCCGGGCCCGCCUGCCGGCCGCCGAUGCUGAGGGGCCGCCGUCCCCGGCCGCAGCCGCCUCGGGCUUCAGGACCAGCGUCGUGCUCAACCACCUGGCCGAGAAGUGGUUCCCGGGCCUGCGGGAGAGGGCCCGGGCGGCCGGCCGGCUCGGGGAGCUGCUGCAGCAGGGGCGCUACCGGGAGGCCCUGGCCGCCGCCUGCGAGGCGCUGCGAGCAGAGCCCUGCGACUUGACUCUGAAAAUUUACAGAGCUGAAUCAUAUGCUGGUCUCCAAGAGUUUAAAGCAGCCAUGGAAGAUUUAAACGCAGUUCUCUCUCAACUUCCAAACUGGCCUGAGGUCUACUUCAGGAAGGGAAAAGUACUCCACGAUGCUGGUUUUCUAGGCGAUGCCUUACAACUGUUUCUUCAGUGCUUAGCCCUGGAUGAAGAUUUUGCACCUGCAAAGCUAGAAGUAGAAAAGAUUUUGUGUGAUUUAUUAUCCCCUGAAAACGUAAAAGAAGGCCUGAAGGAAUCUUCCUGGAGUUCAUUACCAUCUGCUAAAAACAAAGCCUUUGGUUUCCCUUCAGUAAUGGAGGAAUCUCAUUCUCCUAGUGAGCUUAGCCCAGAGCAGAAUGAAGCCGUUCCCGAGGCCACUUCAGAACCUGUCAAAGGAGGCUUAAACCGUGCUCAGUCAGCACAGGCUAUCAAUUCAACAGAAAUGCCUGCCAGAGAGGAUUGUUUGAAAAGAGUUUCCUCAGAACCUUUCCUCUCAGUUCCAGAAAAAGGCGCUCUGCUGAAGAGAAAAUUGUCCCUUUUAGAACAGGAUGUGAUUGUAAAUGAAGAUGGAAGAAAUAAGCUUAAAAAACAAGGAGAACCACCUAGCGACGUCUGUACAUUAUCCUUCGUUUGUGGUGACAUCCCAGAAGAAUUAAUAGAUGUCUCAGAUUUUGAGUGCUCCCUCUGCAUGAGGUUGUUUUUUGAGCCAGUAACAACCCCUUGUGGACAUUCAUUCUGUAAGAACUGUCUUGAGCGUUGUUUAGACCAUACACCAUAUUGUCCGCUUUGCAAGGAAAGCUUAAAAGAGGUAAAUAUUUGCUAUCUGGCAGAUAGAAGGUUCUGUGUCACACAGCUGUUGGAAGAAUUAAUAGUGAAGUAUCUGCCUGAUGAGCUGUCUGAGAGAAAAAAAAUAUACGAUGAAGAAACCGCUGAACUAUCGCACUUGACCAAGAAUGUUCCAAUAUUUGUUUGCACUAUGGCCUACCCCACUGUGCCUUGCCCUCUUCAUGUAUUUGAGCCAAGAUACAGAUUGAUGAUUCGAAGAAGUAUACAGACUGGAACAAAACAGUUUGGGAUGUGUGUCAGUGACACACAAAAUAGUUUUGCAGAUUAUGGUUGUAUGCUACAAAUUAGAAACGUUCAUUUCUUACCUGAUGGAAGGUCUGUGGUCGAUACAGUUGGAGGAAAGCGGUUUAGAGUUCUAAAACGAGGAAUGAAGGAUGGCUAUUGCACUGCAGAUAUUGAAUACCUAGAAGAUAUUGAGGUUGAGAAUGAGGAUGAGAUAAAGAAUCUCAGAGAGCUUCACAACCUGGUGUACUCUCAAGCUUGCAGCUGGUUCCAGAAUUUAAGAGAUAGAUUUCGAAGUCAAAUUCUUCAGCACUUUGGAUCAAUGCCUGAGAGGGAGGAAGACCUUCAGGCAACCCCUAAUGGACCUGCAUGGUGUUGGUGGCUUCUUGCAGUUCUUCCCGUAGACCCCCGAUAUCAGCUGUCCGUUUUGUCCAUGAAGUCUUUGAAAGAACGGUUGACAAAGAUCCAGCAUAUACUGACCUAUUUCUCUAGAGACCAGUCUAAGUAACCAACUGCCUGGCCCUCCCUUGGAACAGUUACCCUAAUCUGGCUCUGUGGACGGCCGGAUUGUUCGCUGCCUUUGCACAUCCAGCGCUGGUCUGAGAAACGUAAUGACAACCGGAGUGUUUGUUUUUGUGUUCUCCAGCCUCCGGAAUCCUGCGGUUCUUCCCAUGAACACCUUCAGCUCGGAUCUAGACCACUAAGAACUUGCACAGAAAAACACGCCCUGAACGCGUGUGAAGCCUCUACGGUGUGAUGAAGUUGCACUAUGGACCAUUUUCUGAACUGAAACGAGAGCUCUGUGCGUGUGUGGCUUGUGUGCCUGAGUGUGUGUGUGCGCGCGUGUGCAUGGGUGGUAUGUGUGCAUUUUCUCUGGCUUUAAAAUUUUAACAAGAAAAAAAAAAACAAAAAAGCCAUAGAGAGCAGAACUUGCCCGGGGUCCUUUGUGGCCCGAGUUUACAACAGCAGCGAUACACGUUUUCGCAAAUUGAAUUUGCCUCAGAUUUAUCUGUCCUAAUGCUUCUAUUUGCACAAGUAUGUACAUUGUGGUAUUGAGUAUCACUGUCUGUUGGGAAUACUGCUCUCGCCGAACCAUCUAGACCAUUGACUAUGACGCAGUUUCUUAUUUAUGUCAAUACACGCAUCACAGUGCCUGACAGGCGCUGGAUGUGGAACCUAGAGCCAGUUUUCAGGAACAAUUGCAAACCUGACAUGGUACUGUACAUCUAUUCAUAAAACACUUAAAACUGUGAAAAUAUGGUUUACAUUUAACUGUACAUAAAGGCAACCGGUGAACUCCGUUCAGUACCAGUUAGUUUGUGCAUUAUAGGGGCUUUUGCAUUAACUGCCCAUCUCUGUAAUUUAUAGUUUGACAUGAUGUGUUUGUUUUUAAAACAGUGACAUAAUAGACGCUCAUUAAGGAACUGGGGGAAGAAAGGAAGCUUGUAAUGUAGAACUAAGCUUUUAAAGUGGUUUUUUUUUUUUUUUAAUUCUGUUCUUGGUGCAAACGUUAGUUAUGCCUUAUUCAUACCACAGUUAGAUCGCCAUGCCCUAGCGUGAUUUACCCUCAUGCUGCCUAGAUACUUUUGUAAUUAUGUGUUGCAAACUUGUGACUGUCUCUAUUCGCUUUCUUUUAUGUAAGUCAUUUGUAAAAGUUUCUUAAACAAAUUUUGCUUUUGCUUAUUUAAUUUUGAAUAAAAGCUAAAUUCAUAAUAA
This is a messenger RNA of Trichechus manatus latirostris (Florida manatee), 3464 nucleotides long. RefSeq names its product LON peptidase N-terminal domain and ring finger 1 (gene LONRF1). Gene Ontology annotation, molecular function: metal ion binding; protein binding; ubiquitin protein ligase activity. Lineage: Eukaryota; Metazoa; Chordata; Mammalia; Sirenia; Trichechidae. The record is from RefSeq and is a predicted model, not a curated record. The transcript is spliced from 12 exons. The coding region runs from base 1 to 2256 and encodes 751 amino acids.